Messenger RNA from Trametes versicolor FP-101664 SS1, 918 nucleotides. RefSeq lists its product as uncharacterized. The transcript is spliced from 5 exons. The coding region runs from base 13 to 567 and encodes 184 amino acids. The record is from RefSeq and is a predicted model, not a curated record. Lineage: Eukaryota; Fungi; Basidiomycota; Agaricomycetes; Polyporales; Polyporaceae.
CUAGCUUUGUCAAUGGCCACAAUCAGCGGUGCACGCGUCGGCCUCUACGUUGUCCUAUGGCUUUUCUCCGCCGUCCUCCUCGGACUUACCGCCACCCGCCUCCACUAUACCCUCCGCCUCCCGCCAGGUGACCCGCUCAACAAUGGCCUACCCUUCUACGACCCCAUCGUCGCAGAGCUCCUUGUCACUUCCGUCCUCGCGAUGAUUUGGUCCUCGUUUAUUAUCCACGUCAUCCACAGGAGCUACGACUAUGGUCGCAUCUCAACCUUCGCGGGCGAACUUGUCGGCCUCAUGGGCCUCUUCGCUCUUUUCCUCGUCGGCGCUGCAAUCUCCUCCACCUUCUGGGGCAACCUUUUCUGGUGCCACCAGUUCUGGCAGUGCCGCAUCCUGACGGUGCUCGUCGCGUUCGCGUGGAUGUGCUGGGUGCUUGUGUUCAUCCUCGUCUUCGUGAGCACGAUGUUCGCCGUCGCGAACGCCGCGUUCUUCCAUCCGCUCCACGGGCGCUACGACGCGCGCGACAGCUACUUCCAGCGCGAGCCGAAGCGCAGGCGGUGCGGCGUUUUCUAGGUCCAGUUGAAUCGUUAUUUUGCCCGGGAAUGACUGUUGUAUGUGUACUUUCUGUUGACGUUCUUCAUGAGCAGUGUGAUGAGUUUGCGUGGACAUAUACGAGACCGCUGUAUGAUGUGUACAUAGUGAUAAGUACCGCGCCCAGCGCGCUCUCUACGGUAUAUAAUGUCUACGGUAUAUCGCGCUCUCUACGGUAUAUAAUGAGACCCAUGAAAUCGGAUGCCACUCGAUCAAGUGCCCAUGUCGAUCCCGAAAGCUUCAGCCACCAGCCGUGCGGUCCCAGGAAUGGCUGUCGGGGACGCCUUUGCAGUCGUCUUACGCGGCUGCACCCCGCGCCCAGGCGCCACAUCG